Naegleria fowleri is the source of this 1317-nucleotide messenger RNA. RefSeq lists its product as uncharacterized. Lineage: Eukaryota; Heterolobosea; Eutetramitea; Acrasida; Naegleriidae. The record is from RefSeq and is a predicted model, not a curated record. The coding region runs from base 1 to 1317 and encodes 438 amino acids. Gene Ontology annotation, cellular component: RES complex; U2-type spliceosomal complex. Gene Ontology annotation, molecular function: RNA binding. The transcript has a single exon. Gene Ontology annotation, biological process: mRNA splicing, via spliceosome.
AUGCCAGUGUCCGAUAAGGCUUAUUUGGCCAAAUAUCUUUCUGAUAGUCGCCAUCAUCAUCACGACUCUCGGAAACCCGAAGAAGCAGUUGGAAAAAUUAUUAUACCCAAGUCCUAUGGUGGAUCAACAAGGGAAAAUUUUCGGAAUGAUGAUAGAGAGGAUGAUGAUGAUUUGCAACCUGUGGUGAUUCAUGAAAGAGUGGAUGAUAAGAGGAAGGAAUCGGAUCUUGUAAAACGUAAAAGGCAAGAUGAUUUAUCACCUGUGAGAAAUAGCAAGCAGGAUUUAACUGAAAAUGUAAUUUCUUCUACAAGUCGUCGGAGGCAUGAUAGCGAUGAUGACGAGGACUUAUCACCCAUACGAAAAUCAAUAGAUGUACAAUCUUCAAACAUUAUUCCUCAUAGAGAAAUGACCAUUUCAAAGAAGAGGUAUGAUAGUGACGAGGAUGAAGAUUUAUCACCGCCACGACAACCACCAACAAAAAUAAGUAAGAGACAUGACAGUGAUGACGAAGAUUUGUCACCACCAAGAAAUACAAAACCUAGUGUAGUAAUAGAAAAAAAGAUUCGACAUGAUAGUGAUGAUGAAGAUUUAUCACCAGUUCGAAAUGUGCAAAAUUUAAAUAAUAUAUCCCAUGUAGAAACAGCAACUGUUAGCAAAAGACGUCAUGAUAGCGAUGAUGACUUGUCACCAUUGCGAAAACCAGCAGCAACAACAAGCAUUACUAGCAGUAUUUCAUCAAAUGAAAAACACUCAACAGCAGCUGCACCUAGCAGCGACGCUAUUCAGCAACUACUAGGCCGAAGGCUUACUGGAAAUGAGCCUGAAACUACCGUUUACAGACAUCCAGAAACUAAGAAAAUUAUCUCUUUCGAGGAAUAUGCUGAAUUAAUGAAAAAGAAAAAAAAGCAAACAAAAAAGAUUACUCAAAAUGAAAUUGCUUGGGCAAAGGGCCUAAAACAGAAAGAAGAAUGGAAGGAAAUGCAAGAUGAGCUAGACAAGUCCAAGUCUGAAACAUACAAACCUAUUUAUGCACAAGAUUCUUCGUUCAAUGAAUAUUUGAGCAAUCAACUCAAAGAAGAAGAUCCUAUGGCAAGAAUUUUGUCGGCAAAAAAGACAACUGAGGAAAAGAUCAAGCACAAGAAAAUAAGAAAAGUUUAUCUUGGACCAGCUCCAGAGAAUCGUUUUGACAUUCGACCAGGCUGGAGGUGGGAUGGUGUGGAUAGAUCAAACGGAUUUGAAGCACAAUACUUUAAACGACUGUCCGAUAAUUCAGUGAAGGAAAGUGAAGAAUUUAUGUGGAGCAAUGCGGAUUUGUAA